Molecule: messenger RNA, 641 nt
Organism: Penaeus monodon (black tiger shrimp)
Lineage: Eukaryota; Metazoa; Arthropoda; Malacostraca; Decapoda; Penaeidae
Exons: 4
Coding region: 52-528 (158 amino acids)
Source: RefSeq, a predicted model, not a curated record
GGCUGGUGACGCAUUUUUAAACCUUUCCGUUUCCUUCCAGUUGUGAUUGGAAUGUGUGCCACAGCGCUGGUCAUCGGAAUAUUACUGGCAGCAUUUCUCUUGUAUCGUAGAAGAAUAGUGCCACAGCAGGCUGGCAGAGAGAGCACCCUCGUACCCCAAUUGCGAGGUCAAGUUAAUGAAGGAUAUUGGACACCGAAGUGGGACGACGCCUUCGAGAGAGAGGACGAAGCAUACAUGUGGGCGGCAACAGCCAAUGUGGCCGCCUUUGAACGACAGAGGCCAUGGCAGGAACGACUUUUUGAGAUCGUUGGUGACGAAAACCCACAGAUGCCAAGUGAUGGCCCUGUUCUGCUGCCUCGCCUCAGCAUCAGACAGAGCAUAAACGACCAACUGCGCACCCUACAAGCCUUGAACCUGCAGGGCUGGGAGAGGGAAAGGCCUCAUCCUCCCAUGAUCUCUCCCAGACAAGGAAUUCGACAUGGGUCCUUGGAGGAACUCUACCAUGAAACUGGCCGUUUUUGGGAGUAAAAGUAAAAGGUAGUCUUCCGCAUGACCUAACCUAUGCAAGAUGUAUAGUCGGGGCCUGCAACAUUACAUAAUAUACGUGGCAGUAAAAAUGAAAACGAUUUGUGGAAGCAAUA